AUGGCUUUCAAAGAUCUCAAUGGAAAUUUAGAUUAUUCAGGAGAUGAAAAUAACUUUAAUUCAGAAUGGGAUAGCUCUGAAGAUGCAGCUGUUGAUGACGACUUAAAAGUUCUAUACGAUGAAUCCAUCACAGGCUUCAUUCAAGUUUUAAGUAACGGAAACCCUGUGAAGAAAGAAAAUAUUGCGACUCCAGAAAACUCUUCGCUUGACUACUCUGCAGAAUCCCGCAACACGCAAAGCCUCUUUAUUUCGGUAUCCCAAGAACCAACCGUCCAGAAUUUUUUCUCCUCGACCGCCUCCUCAAUAGCAUGGGAAGAGACAAAUAACGCGAACGGCGGUCCCCACCACCGACACCGCAAACGAGGGGCGCUUCACUCACCAGUCGUGAUCCACGACAGUCGCCUGGGCCCAGGUAUGGGCGGGUCUGCGGUCGAGACGCUCGACUCGUCGGGCCUACAGCGCUUCGCCACCGAGCCGGCGCCGCAGACGGCCGUGCUUGGGUCCACGGUCGUCCUUCCUUGCAGAGUUGUGAACAAAGUCGGUCAUUUACAAUGGACCAAAGAUGGCUUCGGCUUGGGUAACGAAAGAAGGUUGUACGGAUUUGCACGGUACAGCAUGAUCGGCUCAGACGACGAAGGUGACUUCAGCCUACGGAUCCAGCCCGUGCAGCUGGACGACGACGGACUCUUCCAGUGUCAGGUUUCAGCCAGCGAUGGAGUGCCUGGCAUAAGGUCUGAGGAGGUGCAGUUGAAGGUCUACGUACCACCAGACCCGCCUGUCGUGGAGCCUGCUGAGCUGCAGACCACAACUGGUCUUCACGCGACGCUGAAGUGCACCAGCAGAGGAGGCAAACCGCCCCCCGAGAUCCAGUGGGUGGACGACAAGCACCCGCGGGACCCGUUGGGUCUGGGUGCCGUGACCACCAUGGAGAUGAUGGGGGACAGCAAACGUUCCAUCGUAACGUCCACACUCACAUUCGUCCCCAGACGCACCCACGACAAUAGCACCAUCACCUGCAUCACCUCGCACCAAGCCCUCUCCACGCCUCUCUUUAGCUCAGCGCGGGUGCGCGUGUACUUCGCCCCCGAGGUGCAGGUGAGCGCCCACCCGCCCAGGCUCGUCGAGGGCGACGACGCCCACUUCGUGUGCCACGCCGAGGCCAACCCACCUGACCUCAGCUUCAGAUGGUACCACAACAGCGUUGAGCUCGAGAACCAAACACUGAGGACUUUAACGCUGCCGAGGAUCUCAAGGGACAUGCAUAAGGACACGGUAUCCUGCGAGGUGUCCAACAAAGUAGGAUCGUCUAAGAAGACCCUGGGGGUACACGUCCGGUACGGGCCAGUGUUCAGGUCGCUGCCCCUGGACGCUGCGGCAGAGACGGGCCAGGAGGUGCUGCUCAGAUGCAGCGUCGACGCCAACCCCCAGCCUUCCAUCGUGUGGCUGCAGGAGGGGGACAACAAAAUCAUCGGGAACGGGUCAGAGCUGCGGGUGUCGGUGAGCCCGCUGACCGCGGGUGCGUAUCGCUGCGUAGCGGGGGUGCGGGAACGCGACCUACAAUUCCCCGAGCUAAUUGGCAAGAUGAAAGUGCUCCUCAAGGGGCCACCCACCAUUGUGAGCCCCACGGACCAAGUGGGGCGGCCUGGGGCGACCGUGCACUUAGAAUGCAAUACAGUGUCCGUCCCAAGCCCCAUCAAAGUCACGUGGACGUACAGAGGGAAGCCCGUUGAUCUCGGCAGUUCGCGCUACGAAGUGAAGGAAGAGCAGCGGCUCGAAGGCCUACGAACAAUCCUUGUCAUUCAUGAUGCAGCAGAGACGGACUUCGGCGACUACAACUGUUCGGUGGUGAACGAGUACGGCGUCGCCAGGAAACUCAUACGACUUAACGAAGAAAAGCGCGUCCCCCUGGCGCUAGUGCUAGGCAGCUCAGGCGCCUUCUUCCUCGUUGUCCUUCCUGUGGCGAUUUGUGUACUCUGCAGGAAACGCGUCUGUCGCGAUAAAGAUUCCCCGGAACCCGAAAAGAUGGUCUCAACACCGUCCGGACCUCCGAACAUGUAUUCCGCAAAUGCGGACGCCCGCCUCAGCGACCGAGCCACUCCGUCUCCAACUCAUGCCUCCCGAGGCCACGAGAACAACUCGAUGGCGGCGACCGGUUUGGGCGACAACAACCUCUGUGGUAACAACAAUUUCUUGGAGGUCAACAGGUCCCAGAAGAACAACAGUUAUGGACAUGACGGAACCUCCACCUUCUCGCCGCAGAUCAGGCGCGAGCACCGAGACGACCAUUCAGUGUACAUGCCGCUGAUGAGCCUCAACGACGACCACGACAUCGAGCGCCGCUGUUCCCUCUCCGGCCUCGGCAGCGCCAGGGCCGCGCCGCCGGCCGACCCAAGAACCCCCGACUUCUGCACCAUGAGACGAGGAGCUCGGGGGCCUGACAUUACCCUGAGCCACCACAUGGACAGAAGCGCAGGACAUACGCUUGAAAACAAUGGGGCUAUAAGUCAUCACUUGGAAAAUAAUGGGAGUGGUUCAAUGAUGGCACUGCCGCAGCCGGUGAACGGAAUAAGGCACAACGGAGACAUUUUUCAUGCUCCUUGUGACGCAUAUGGCGUGGCUCAUGAUGGAAUGAGGCAGAGUCUUGACAUGAACCAUCACAUGAACAGCAGGUACUCCCCUUACUCUCCCUACGGCCCCUCUCCACCCCCUCAUCUACGUUCCCCUCUACACAAUGGGUACAGCGCUGCUAACCCCUCGACCUCCCCUCGUCUAGACCACAAUGUAAACAGACGUGCAGAAGCUGACUACAUAUAUUCGUCGGGCGCCAUAUUGAAGCCGGGCACACUCGUCUGACAUCGAAAUUAAUUACAUAGAAUUCAAUUUCUGUCAAUAAAAGUUAUAUAACUAAUCUUUUCCUUUGUGAUUUGAGGUUGUAAAUAUUUCCUACCUAAUCAAAUUCACGAAUUUCCAUAAAUAUAAAAACAAUGAUUCAAAUGCAAUAAAAUAUCAGCGGUACGGGUGUACAAGUACGAACGGGUGCGAUACACCGUAUACCGGGGCGCUUCAACUAAUUUAAUAGAUAUCUAAAAAAAACUAAAAUGCGUAAUGGCUUAAUUUUGGUUAUUAAUGCAUUUUUUCAGUAUAAAAACCGCAAUUUUUAACAGAACAUUCUAAUUAUCUAAAAGGAUGUUACUAGCGUAUAAAACAAUCGCGUACUUUUAAAUAGCUCAAGGAAAAUCGUAGAAGCAUCACCUUUCAAAGAUUACUCCAUUUUGUCAUUUUUGGGAUUUCGAUUUGCGAACGGUCAGAACACUUAACAUUAUUUCAAGGUAAUACAUUUCUCGUGUGAAUAUCGGGUCUGAACGAAGAAAUUUUCCUUUGAUUAUAAACGCAAUUUGCACGUAUUUAGAAGUUAUUUGCUAUAUAGUACAACUAAUCUUAGUCUGUGGAUAAUUUAGUCACUCCGAGCAACUUAGUUCAAGAAAUAAUAGUAAAAAAGUAGGACCUGAACGUUAUUCAAGAAAUCGUAGUGAAAUAUUACAAAGAGACUUGCCAUUACUACAUCAUUAGAACAAGGAUUGAUGAAGGAUAAUGAUUAGAUGUGUUAAAAGCCCUUUCAAAUAAAUUAAUUUAGAUAAAUACUUUGCACCUAGAACGUCCGAAUCCUUGCACGCUAGAUAAAAAGUGACUAUUCUCCUAUAUUCUUUCAUUAGCUUACUCGAUUAGAAUAUUUUUUAUUAUCUCCCAACAAAUCGCACUUCUCCCCAGAAAUUUUCCCUAGUUAAACUACUCUAUUAGUCAAAUUUCAUUUUUUUAUACCCAAUAUAAAAAAUUAUUCGAAGUUUGAUGAGCGACUGCCUUGAUCAGAAGCGAAAGAAUGACGAAGGCCGCUCAGAAAAUAUCGUUUCAUAGCUCUCAACAGUCAAGAUCAAUAAUUCAUAAAUGUGAGGCAAUUAAUAUAACAUUAAAUAAUAAUAAUCUUAAAAUUGGAAUUGAGAUUGUGAUCGCAGUUUAAUUCAUUUCGAAAUGCAAGGUUCUGAUGUAAUUCUAAUCAUUUACGUAUUCGUAAUUGCGUGAUUUUCAUGCACAAAUAAGGCUGACUCGCCAGGCGUUCACAAAAUUAUCAAGUCAUGGCGCAGGGCAGUGUUUUCGGAAAAUUUUUCAAAAAUUUCAAAUUUUUGGAUGAUCGCAAAGCUUCGCUGAUCGCAAGGUCGUCUUAAAAAAAUGAGGGCUUAGAGAUCCAAGUUUUGCACCCUCUAUUCACAGGAGUUAAACAUAAAAAGCGUAUUUUCGUUCAUAAGACUCUUUUUGAAAUCUUACAUUAAACUGCUAAUUUCACUCGCUGUUAUUAUAAUGUGUACGAAGGCAUUCAUAAUUAAGAAGAAGCUAAAAAAUAUUGCACAUAUCAUUUCUUGUAUACCCGUUAGUUAAUGUAGAGCGAGUAGAAUCAAUCGUAUUUAAAGCAAUCACAAAUAAUUAUUAAUUUAUAAGAGUAGCUUAUUCAUAGCUGCACCACCCAAUAGAAACUGUGCAUAUCACAUAAGAUUGCCGGAAAUUUACGGGCAUUUAACCACAUUUAUGUAUCUGAAAGUUCGAUCAACUUGCCAGACGCGGGAAACUCGAGCAACGACUGUAUGGAGCAAAUGCGUGAGAACAUUUUCACUAUUUUUAUUCAUUUUGAAAUUCAUUCGACAGACACUUUACAUUAAAUUUGUUUCCCCAGUAUUUCGUAAUAAAUAAUGUGCCGAGAUUAUGAUAAUUUGUUCGUCUUUCAUGAACAAAUUUCAUCAAUUUCAUCAAUCAAUUUCAUUUCAUCUUUCACCCCGAUUAAUUUAACGUAAAAUGCCAUAUUCCGAAGAAAGAAGCAAGUUAAAUGUGUGAUAAAUUUUGACACAACUGUAAAAAUAAUUCACUUUGAUUAAGGCUUUUCUUCUUAAUUUGUCAUUAGUGGUUGACACUCAAGAACCAAUAACCUUAAGUUCGGAUACCAAUAAUCAAAUGAAAGAAAAUAUGUUAUGUUAAAUCUACAUGAUAUAUAUGGUAAAGAAUUUAUGCACGGCCUCAGUGUAAAUCAAGCCUUGUGAUCAGAGACACAUUUGAGAGUAAUAAAUUAAAUGUCGAGAAACACUGGAAAUUAUGCCUGGCUUCCCUGUAAACACGUUGUUCCUUAUUGUAAAAAUCGCAUGAUAUCUUAUUAUUCCACGUUCGAAUUGGAAUUACAGAAGUAUAUAUUUUUUUCCACGUUCGAUUGAAAGAAUCAUUUUGUGGCUUCAAAGUUUCCAAAGUUCAUCAGCAAAAAUAAAAAUUUUUCAUAUACGGUAGAAUAUUUUUCCUUGAUUUUAUUAGUUGAUUGUUUUCUAAUAAUUAAUGAGGAGCGGUUAUUAAUGAAAUUCAUUUUAUUUACUCAUGAACAAAUCAUUUUCAAAAUUAUGCAAAGCUUUCCCGUGUUUCCUGUGAAAUCAAUAAAAAAUUUUGUAUAUCAUAAAAAAUUAAGAUAAGCUUUGCUUGUUCUGGGAUGCAUAUAGAAUUAUACUCUUUAGAAAAAAAAGUGAAAGUAGUUCUUUGAAAGCUUUAUUUUCACAUUCCAUUCUUCCGUCAUUCUCCAUCAUUCCAUUUCUAUGGUAUAAAGUUCACUUGACGCUUCAUGCCAUUAAUCGCACACCCAAGUAACGCUUCUGAGCCUUAGUGCCGCCUCCUUGUACAUAAUAUCUUUCAAUAUACAUUCUGCAAGAUAAUUAUAACUCCUAAAUCAGGCUCUUAUAAAUCAAAAGCUUUCUUUCUAAUCAGCAAGCUUUGGUAAAUGCUCAUCGCAGUUCAAUUGUAGGCGCUCAACCGAUUUACAUUUUGUCCCGCUCAUGUAAAUGUUUCUGCUCACGAGUUUCAUCGUAAUUGUUGAAUCACGGGCUAUAAUGGACGGCACCGUUCACUUUUAGAUCUGUAUUCAACCCUUUAUUUGAAUUCGCUAAUGAUAUAAACCCAAAUGCUGACGAUAUCCAGGGGUUGGAUUGAUCUGGCAUCUCAAAGAAAUUUUGCUGCCAUGCUCCAAGCUCCAAAUUUAAUGACAUCAUCUUCCGGCGCUCAGGGACAAUCUUUCAACAUAUCCAACGUUCUCUUUGGUCGUCCAAAUUCCCGUGAAAGUAUUUUACGGAUCUUUUAAUGUUUUAUUCAUGCGCGGGUUUGCCGCUCGCAAGAAAUUAUUGAUGGCUGAAAUGAGGAUUACAGUUCCAUCGCGUACAGAUUGCAUCGUUUCGUGACAGGAUAAAAAACACAGACAUCGGUUAAAAUUCUCCAGGAUGUUGUGUCCCAAAGACCAUCACUGGAAUUUGUAAUUUUGUAAUAAAUUGAGAU
Molecule: messenger RNA, 6348 nt
Organism: Hyalella azteca
Lineage: Eukaryota; Metazoa; Arthropoda; Malacostraca; Amphipoda; Hyalellidae
Product: irregular chiasm C-roughest protein
Exons: 14
Coding region: 1-2853 (950 amino acids)
Biological process (GO): cell-cell adhesion
Cellular component (GO): cell-cell junction
Molecular function (GO): cell adhesion molecule binding
Source: RefSeq, a predicted model, not a curated record